This is a messenger RNA of Aricia agestis (brown argus), 1548 nucleotides long. Its product is annotated as CD151 antigen-like. Gene Ontology annotation, cellular component: membrane. The transcript is spliced from 8 exons. Lineage: Eukaryota; Metazoa; Arthropoda; Insecta; Lepidoptera; Lycaenidae. The record is from RefSeq and is a predicted model, not a curated record. Bases 313 to 1113 code for a protein of 266 amino acids.
GCAGUCUCGGUUUAUAAUCUGCAAUACCCGCACGUGUACGCGCGUCUCCCAACUCCGAAGUUUUCGUGGUCCGAGAGACGUUGUUUUCAUUGUGUUUUCAUCAGACUUUUAAAUAAGGUGGUUUUCUGUGUUCAGUGUUGGAUUGCUCAGUGCAUUAUUGUGUUCGAGGUCGUUAAUUUCCCGGAAGCAUUUUCGUGGUGAAGAAACAGCGUUCCAAGAUUUCUGGUGAAUUAAACAAGCAGCAAUUUUUGUAAAAUGUCAGCAGAAGAAAUAUGUGAUACAAUCUAGAGAACGAAUUCUGGCUGGACCACUAUGGCGGAAGAGAAAAAAAAAGAUGCAAGUACAUUAUUGACGAAAAAGAAAAAAAUAAAACCAAGAAAGUCUAGAGACGCUGAUUGUUUAAGUAUCAACUUCCUAAAGUGUGUUCUGCAUAUAUUUAACGUUAUAUACUUGUUUGCAGGUGUGGGGGUGCUGAUAGUGGGCGCGUGGACGGUGGCGACGCGGCACCGCUACGUGGCGCUACUGCCGUCGCCGACCUUCCCCGCGAUAUCGUACCUGCUGAUAGCGGCCGGCGCGCUCGGCGUGCCGCUCGCCGCGCUCGGCUGCUGCGGACUCAAGACUGAGAACAGAACUAGUUUACUCUGUUACACGUACUUCCUGCUAAUCACGUUCAUACUGGAGUGCGGCGCGGGCGGGCUUGCAUACCACUACGAGGUGGCGGUCGAGGAGGAACUGCGGACGCAACUCAACGACACGUUCAUCAUGAACUACGCGCUGGACGUCGACGUCACUAAUGCCGUCGACGAUAUGCAAAUUGAGUUCAAGUGCUGCGGCGCGUCGGGCUACUCGGAGUGGCGGAACUCGGCGUGGCACGCGCACGAGCCGCGCCUGCUGGUGCCCGACUCCUGCUGCCGCACCGUCACCGCCCGCUGCGGCGCGCGCGACCACCCCUCCAACAUCUACCACCACGGUUGCGCGCGACAGUUCACGGAGCACAUCCGCGAGCGGCUGAUCAUCCUGGCGGCGGUGGGCGUAGGCAUGUCCGUGGUCCCCGUCUUCGGCUUCCUCUUCUCGUGCCUCCUCUACGUCAAGAUCAAGCACGUCGCUGACUGACCCCGGCCCGCGCCGCCGCACAAAGUGUUCGACAAGGCCCCUCAGCGGACCCCGCAGAAGACCCCCCAGAGGACCCCCCGCAUGACCCCCCGGGGGGUCCUCCGGCAGGCCCCGGCCCGCCGCUCGACCGCCCGCCGCCCCUGCCCGCUCCACGAGAAACCCAUAUCGACUAUUAGCGAUAACGUUAGCAUAUAAAGUGUUCAUAUUGUUGGUGGCAUUCCAGCACGAUACAGGUAUAAUAUGUUAGUGUAAAUAGAAUAUCAGAUAAUAUUUUGUACAUGAGUAGGAUUUUAAAAAGUCCCUUCCCAAACUAGGGCGACGAAACGAAAUUGACGUUCGACAUGAAGAUACAAAUGAGGAUAUAUUACAGCAAUGUUAUCAAGCUAGAGUGCAGCACCGGCACAGACAGUAAACAAACAACGUUUCUGUCACUAU